AUGGCCAUGAACUUUGUUACCUUCAACCAGGACUAUAGUUGUCUAGCUGUUGGAACCUCGAGAGGCUUCCGGAUAUACCACACUGAUCCUUUUUCGAAGAUAUUCAGCAGCGAUGAUGGAAACGUUGCGCUUAUUGAGAUGCUAUUCUCAACUUCAUUAGUUGCGCUCAUACUUUCCCCGAGGCACCUAGUCAUACAGAAUACGAAGAGAUCUUCGAUAAUCUGCGAACUUACGUUCCCCUCCGCGGUCCUUGCCGUUAGGUUGAAUCGAAAGCGGCUUGCGGUUGUGCUGGAGGAAGAAAUUUACUUGUACGACAUCUCAAACAUGAGCCUUCUCCAUACCAUUCAGACAUCUCCAAACCCGAAUGCGAUAUGCGCUCUUGCUCCAUCAUCAGAGAAUUGCUACCUUGCAUACCCGCUGCCGAAGGCUCGAGAAGAUUCAGGAGAUAAACGACCUGCUCAUGCACCACCCCCUUCCCCACUCGUACCACCAACCUCUGGCGAUGUCCUGAUAUUCGAUACCAUAAAGUUGGAGGCGCUGAACGUCGUGGAAGCGCAUCGUGCACCACUGUCUUGUAUUGCAUUGAACAAUGAUGGGACACUACUUGCUACAGCUUCGGAGACUGGAACGAUCAUUAGGGUGUUUUCCCUUCCAAAAGGCACCAAACUAUAUCAAUUUCGAAGGGGCACGUAUCCGUCGACUAUCUACAGCAUGUCAUUCAACCUAAGCUCGACAUUACUAUGUGUUUCAUCUACGACUGAUACUGUGCACAUUUUCAGGCUGGGUCCUCCCCCAACAGCGCUACGACCAAUGUCUCCAAAAUCUCCUGAUGACCGAUGGACUCGGUCUCGAAGCUAUGAUAGUGGGAACGAGUCUCCAACUACAGGAACCUCACCGGGCAGUGACAAUGGAGAAUCUCCUGCCGUUACUCGCAAGGCUAGUGGGACCUUUGGAAGCAUGAUUAGAAGGUCGUCGCAGUUGAUGGGAAAGAAUGUUGCAGGAAUUGUCGGGGGUUACUUGCCACAAGCCGUCACGGAGAUGUGGGAGCCCAUGAGAGACUUUGCAUUCAUCAAAAUCCCGAAGAGCGUGGGGACCAAUGCAUCAGGUGGUCCACUCCGAAGUGUGGUUGCUAUGCUCAAUAGUAGCCCACAAGUAAUGGUGGUUACUAGUGAUGGCGGAUUCUAUGUUUUCAGCAUAGAUCUGGAGAAUGGCGGCGAAGGUGUUUUGGUGAAGCAAUACUCUGUCCUCGAGGGAGACGAUAAGCUUGAUCAGUCAGCUAUUGACUACACCAACUAA
Molecule: messenger RNA, 1296 nt
Organism: Mollisia scopiformis
Lineage: Eukaryota; Fungi; Ascomycota; Leotiomycetes; Helotiales; Mollisiaceae
Product: autophagy-related protein 18
Exons: 4
Coding region: 1-1296 (431 amino acids)
Biological process (GO): autophagy of mitochondrion; protein localization to phagophore assembly site; protein lipidation
Cellular component (GO): phagophore assembly site membrane; cytosol; extrinsic component of membrane
Molecular function (GO): phosphatidylinositol-3-phosphate binding; phosphatidylinositol-3,5-bisphosphate binding; protein binding
Source: RefSeq, a predicted model, not a curated record